Mercurialis annua (annual mercury) is the source of this 768-nucleotide messenger RNA. RefSeq lists its product as uncharacterized. NCBI's taxonomy places the organism in Eukaryota, Viridiplantae, Streptophyta, Magnoliopsida, Malpighiales, Euphorbiaceae. Gene Ontology annotation, biological process: proteolysis. Gene Ontology annotation, molecular function: cysteine-type peptidase activity. The record is from RefSeq and is a predicted model, not a curated record. The transcript has 3 exons. The coding region runs from base 1 to 741 and encodes 246 amino acids.
AUGUGUUUAUUACUUGAAUUACUCACGAUACAUGUAGAUGUUCUCUUUUAUUAUCUGAGAAAGAAAAUAAAAUAUGGUUGUGCUGCAAACAGUAGAUGUACGUCAACUGAUAAUUUUUUUGAUCGGCGUAUUCAAACUCUCUACACAGCAUACAAGAAAAAGCAAGAUGUGUCACUUGUUUCUUUGAAACAUACAGUGGCUAUCUACAUUAAAGGUGGUGCUAUGCGUUGCAAUACGAAUUGGGCUAAUGUUGACGAUGUUCUUUUUCCGAUCAAUUGUGUUAACGAUUGGCAUUGGAUUUUGGCUCGCCUGAAUUUCAAGGAACGAUGCAUCUAUAUCUACAAUUCGUUGAGGUCGGCGCAAUAUGACAGAUCAGCAACUGAAUAUGUUACUUGCUAUAGUGUGUUGCUUCCACUAUUCCUUCAAGCUACCAAUUUUUAUGAUUCUCGAGAUGACAUCGAUACUACUGCCGGUGCUUAUGAGGGAAAGAGAAUAACUGAUCCGUUCAGAAUAGAGAUUGUGGAAAACAUGCCUAUCCAAAAUGAUGUUGAUUGUGGAGUUCAUAUGUUUUCCGCUGCUGAGUUCUUUGUUGAUGGGAAAGUUAUGGGGCAUGAUUAUGAUGUCAAAGAACACCGUGCUCGUUACGCUUCGUCAUUAUAUUUGUAUGCUCGUUGGAAGGAAAGCUCUUCUUGUGUUAGUGAAGAUGAGGGUCCUCUAAAACUCAAGAGAACAUCUGCCUAGGGAGUGAAGAGGAAGCUAAUUUAUGGA